AUGGCGGUGGAUGCGGAGGGGAACUCAGCCUCUUUUUUCCUAGCCUGCCUACUCGUCAGCAUGGUUGUCACGGCCCACGUUUCGGACCGCGGCGGGGUGCCCGCCCACCUGAUCAAGUUCCUUCUCCUCAUCGGGGUGGUGGCGGCGUCGCUGAUGUACUUCACCGGCACCUUUGCACUCAUGCAGGACAUGGGGAAAAUCGUGCAAAAUGGCACAACGUCCCUCCGCUCAGCCGCCGGCGUUGCGAAGUUUUGUAAUGACAUACAAACCCUGGCGGUGAACCGGAUACUGCAGAUGGUGGUUCUCAUCACGGUGGUGUACCUCUUCCUGCAGGCACUCUGCGUGCCCGGCACAGUCGCGCUGAACGCCGUCACAGGGGCGGUGCUUGGAACCGCCUUGGGCGUGCCGUACUGCACGCUACUGGGGACUGCUGGUGCCACGUGCUGCUACCUUCUCUCGUCACUGGUCGGGGUGCGUCUCGUGGAGCGGGUGGAUGGGCGCCUCAUGAAGGGCAAAGGACUGGCGAAGAUACGUCUGCAGGUAAACCGGUACCGCGGGGACCUGUUCGUGUACCUCCUCUUCCUCCGCCUCACCCCGAUCCUGCCUAAUUGGCUGGUGAAUUUAGCCUCCCCCGUCGUGGGUGUCCCGCUGCGGGUGUUUGCGCUGGCCACCUGUUUAGGCAUCCUGCCGCAGACGUACCUGACGGUGCGCUUUGGCGCCUUUGCACGCACGACGAUGGGCAAAAGUGGCCCGAUUGUCUCCCUGUGGGAUACGCUGCUGCUGGUCGUUCUCGGCUUGGCCGUCCUCGCCGCAUUUUGGCUCAAGAAACGACUUUCCGCCACGACUGGGUUCGGCCCCGGGGUUCGGUCGGCGACCGCCGUGGUGGUCUGA
This is a messenger RNA of Trypanosoma conorhini, 891 nucleotides long. RefSeq names its product SNARE associated golgi family protein. The record is from RefSeq and is a predicted model, not a curated record. The coding region runs from base 1 to 891 and encodes 296 amino acids. The transcript has a single exon. NCBI's taxonomy places the organism in Eukaryota, Euglenozoa, Kinetoplastea, Trypanosomatida, Trypanosomatidae.